Rhopilema esculentum is the source of this 2692-nucleotide messenger RNA. Lineage: Eukaryota; Metazoa; Cnidaria; Scyphozoa; Rhizostomeae; Rhizostomatidae. The record is from RefSeq and is a predicted model, not a curated record.
AUCAAUCUAGGAUGUCCUAUUCGCAAAGCUGGUACGACACCCCCGAUUCUGAAUUUUCAGCUAGAACCAAUAUGUAGUUGUGAUAUUGUUUCACCUGAAUAGCACUUAUGGGUGCUUGUCACCUAAAGAGCCCACUGGUACAGAAACGUAAUACCUUUGAUAUUUUUUAAUUUAAUGAAAUCACACCUAUGUAAUGGAAAGACCCUUAGGUGUUUGAUACGACUGCCCACAGAGGCUUUGAUUGCAAAGAGAUGCAAAACACUGUUAAGUAAGUGGCUUGGUACAUUGAACUCUUUGAAGAGUGACCUGAGUCAGUAACUAAUGUGACUUUUCCACGAUUGAAUAUAGAUAUACUGAAAUAACUAUUUGAUCUUUCUUUGGUAUUUUCUAUCGUCCCUUGAAGAUGCUGAAUAAAACCCUGACUUCAACAGUGCCAAAUAUGUCUGCAUAUGUGGAAAGAAAUGCUUUUAACUGGAGUCUGGUCGUCGUUGGCUCUGUAUCACUUGCGUUGAACUCGAUCUUCGCUAUAAUGUUCAUGAAGUUUCACAAAAAACUUUUGAGGCGCAACAAUAACAAGAUUUUGCUGUCAAUGACGCUGGCAGACAGCCUUGUUGGCAUAUUCUGCAUCCUUCUAGCAGCAACCCUGAUAACCAAUCAAAAGCAGGUUGUUUAUAAAAUGGUAGGAGUGAUUCCUCUAUUUGGGAGCAUGUUUACAUCUAUAUUCUCAAUUGGAAUAAUGACGCUUGAUCGAUUGAUUGCCAUUAAGAUGCCACUUCGUCACAAAAGCUUGCUCUCAGGCAAACGGAUAGUAAAACUACUGUGCCUAAGUUGGAUCUUGCCUGGGUUAGUGACAGUACAGGAGAUAGUUGUAUAUUUGCGUUAUUCAUGGAUGGUCGAGCUGAGAAUAAGAGGAUAUAUUUUAUUUGGUUUCUUUGCCGUGGGAGCAACAUUCUUGUUCACAUCAAACGUUUACCUCUACAUAACAAUUAGGGAGCAUGUUACGUAUUUAAAUGAGCUCAUUUUGGUAUCAGAAGGUCGUCAACGAUUUUUCUCGGACUUGUCUACAAAUAAUGGCACUGAUGGCAUUUUUGAAUGCAUGAAGUCGUUGAAAAGUUGCAGAAAAAGCAUCAAAUUUGCUAAAUCUUUGCUCAAAGAAAUCAAUGCUGCAAAGCUCUGCAUCAAAAUUGCAGUUUUGUUCGUUGCACUCUGGGUACCUUUGGUUUCUUACAGGAUGAGUUAUACAGUUGGUUACAGAAUUGGAAUACCGUGGCUUAGAAGAUUUUGCUUGCUUAUGGCUGUCAUCAACAGUGCUAUGAAUCCCGUUCUCUACUUGAUGACACGAAGUGGCUUUCAAAAAUUUCUCUUACAACUGUUCAUGCUGUCACAUACAUAUUCUUUGAAAACAAAAGUUCUCAGCGGGAAGAACUCUGAAACUAUGGGUAAAAUGUUGUAAAAACAUAAAGUGAAUUCGACAGUUCCUUGCUUUACUCACCAUUGUGUCAAUUAAUAAACAAGUUGGCAACAGCAAUUAUAGAGGGUAGAUCUAAAUUACCUUGGUAAAAGGGGCUGUCGAGCUUGGCCAUCUUACGAUUACCCUCUAUAGCUUAAAUAAACCUUUUCGACAUGAAGGUUGAUAGGUAAUUUCCUCAAUGAGGAUGGUUUUUGAUAAAUACCGAAAAAAAUAUACGUUUUAUCUUGACAAUCGGCUGGGUAGAUCUAAGAAAACCUUGUACGUUGGUAACUGAUUAGUAUGCAGAAUAAAAUUCAACAUUGACAAAAAACUGUUGGAUUGUCUUCAAGAUUAUAUUGCUAAGGAUUUUGUAGCUUUCUUUUAGUGAAAUCAAAGAAUUGCUUUAGGGCUAGAGCAGUACCAUUAUUUAUAUGAAAGAACCAGAAAUAAAAAACUCUUUAAGAGUGAAAAUAGAGUUAAAAACAAGAUGAUCCUCACGACUCAAUUUCAGAACAAGUACCUUUUAACAAUGAUAUGAACAGCAUAAUUCUCCCCUAAGACAUUUGUAACCUAUGUUUGCGUGCAAAGUACCUUAAGUAUGUUGUUCUGAUACCCUUUACCCUACUCCAUACCGUGAGUAACGGAGCCUCAAGAAAUCUAUGAGCCUCUUUUUCACCAUUGCCUCACUUACCGACGCUUUUUCAAAUUGGGCGUCAUCAGUUCAAUUCAGAAGAAUAAUUUGCAAAGCUAUUCAUAGAUUUCGUUUUCAGGAAUGACCGCAACGGGGCUAAAGAUUAUCCUACCAUGGUAUGGUCAUAGACAUUUUUCAAUAUUCGAAACAAACGCGAGUAGUCAACAAAUUCAAUGGCAAGUCUUUCAACGAUCUCCCAAGAAGAAUAGCCGGUGAGCGUAGACGGGGAAUUUAAAAGGAGGGCUGAACUGAAACACCAUUUUACGAUUUAAGGAUAUUUUUUAAAGGCAUUUGACACAGGUAAAACUGGCUUACAGGCACUCGACCACGAGCGGUUGACCAAUCAAAUUGCACACCGAGAAAAACACGUGAACAAUUUCCGUCUUUCUGCAAAUCGGUGAAAUCCUAGAGCAGCGCGCAGUGGUUUCACGUGAGCGCUUUUCAAUACCUUUCUUGUGCGCGUGCUCUGAUCAAUUUGGCCUAAGUAAUUUUUGGAUUCGCUGUACUUAUGCAUGUCAAAUGCCUUUAAGUUUCAUCUCAUCUCACUCAUA